Messenger RNA from Oryza brachyantha (malo sina), 1642 nucleotides. Its product is annotated as tRNA:m(4)X modification enzyme TRM13. Bases 68 to 1462 code for a protein of 464 amino acids. The transcript has 9 exons. Lineage: Eukaryota; Viridiplantae; Streptophyta; Magnoliopsida; Poales; Poaceae. The record is from RefSeq and is a predicted model, not a curated record. Gene Ontology annotation, biological process: tRNA methylation.
GUGAUUCGCCGGUCCUCCGCCUCCGCCUCCGGCGUCACCCUUUCGGCUUUCGCCGGUGCUGUCAGAGAUGGGCCGUGCUCCGGCGAGCCGGAAGCCCUCGCCGCCGCCGCCUCCUCCUCCACCUCCGGGCCGUUGCCACUUCUGGCUCCCGAUCAAGCGCCGCCACUGCGCCAAUUCACCCCUCCCAGCCUCUCAGUACUGUGGGAACCACCUCCCUGAUUGCGCCUCCGAUGCCGGUGCGCCCUCCCGCCGCCGCGUGCCUUGCCCCGUCGACCCCUCGCACACCGUGCUCGAGGAGAACCUGGAGGCGCACGUCAGCAAGUGCCCCCUCAGGAAGCACGCCGCUGCGCUUGCAGCGCAGCCAUUCUACUCCAAGGGCAUCAACUCUGGUGUGGGAGAAGGCGGUGGGGGCGUCACCUCUGCCGCCAAGCGCGCCGCGGUGCACAAGCUGGUUGAGGAUGAACUGCGAGCCUUGGUUGAGAAGAUCAAGUCGGUGCACGCGGCGGCGGCGGUGGCAAUGCGCGAGUCAUACCUUGUUACAGAUACUUGCGACAGUUGGAUGAGGAACCAGGUUGAUAGGAAGGUGCCAUACCAGGAAAAGCAUGUCAAGCAGCAGGCAUCCAUCAUUGGCAACAUGGAGGCAUUUGGUUUGCUGCGGAAGGGAGGUGUGGAGGAGGCGGCGGAGGAGAAUGCUGCGGAAAAUGCUCCAGCAGUGGUGGAGUUUGGAGCAGGCAGGGGGUAUUUGACACAGAUGCUGGCAGACUGUUAUGGGAUUAAGAAUGUUUUCUUGGUUGAGAGAAGGUCAUACAAGCUCAAGGCUGAUCGAAGUUUGCGACAAAAUGAAGGCAUUACUCUGAAGCGUUUGAGAAUUGAUAUUGAAGAUUUGAACCUUCAAGGAAUAGAGGCUUUGAGUGGGUGUCAGUAUCUAGCAAUUGGAAAGCAUCUAUGUGGACUGGCAACAGAUAUGACCAUGAUGUGCUGCCUUCAUGAACGGUAUAACCAGGCACAAUAUAAAGAUCAUGGCAAAAAUAAUCUAUGUGGCCUUGCUUUGGCCACCUGCUGCCACCAUCUCUGCCAAUGGAGUCACUAUGCAAAUAAAACUUUCCUCCAAAACUUAGGGAUUACAGAGGAAAACUUCCAUGCCAUGACAUGGUUUAGCAGCUGGGCUGUGGAUGGUGAUCACAGUUCCCAGGAUUCCUCUUUGGACGUUGAAGACUUGUCUCCAGAAGAUAGGUAUGAAAAAGCAGAUAAGCCUGGUGUGGAGGCUAGCGGGAUCGACAAACUCAUCCGAAGUAUACCAGCAGGGGAGAGAGCUGCCUUGGGGUUUAUGUGUAAAGAUAUUAUCGAUACCGGGAGGCUGCUAUGGCUUAGAGAGAAGGGUCUAGAUGCAGAUCUUGUGAGCUACGUCCCAUCAAAUAUUUCUCCAGAGAAUCACUUACUCGUUGCAAAAUGUACGUCCUGAUCGGGACCAAAAAAAAAAGCUUACGUGUUUCAUUUCAAUCCUGAUCAAGUUCGCAAAUUUUGGUUGCAUAUUUUAUGUCGUGUUGUUCAUCAGUUCUGUGAAAAAAUAGGGGGGGCAAUGCAAAAACAUCCGGAGAGCAUGUUACAUCUCCAUGUGAAAUUUCAGUAUCGAAUCAUCUCA